AUGCUUGAGAGUCGUGCCAACAUAGAAAAAGCUUUUCUCUCCCCCAAGACCAUUAUGGGACGCAAAGAAAUCGAUGUACCUAAGGAUGUUGGUGAACUUUUAAUGUCUUUGUCAAAUAAGACCAAUGACAUUGGUUCCUCUUCGUCUGGAAAUGUUAAGAGUAACAUCACCUUUGUUAAACCUUCUGUGGGAACAUUUGUCACUAAGAAGAUAAUGAUCACAAAUUUGAAUCCUAAGAAGAUAAGAAACAUAGAAGCUGCAGCUGCAGAACUAAUAGAAUCAAGUGACUCAAGUGAUUCUGAGUCAGAUAUGGACUGA
Vicia faba (fava bean) is the source of this 318-nucleotide messenger RNA. Lineage: Eukaryota; Viridiplantae; Streptophyta; Magnoliopsida; Fabales; Fabaceae. The record is from the annotation of a GenBank genome assembly.